ACUUCACCCAGGCACACCCUGGCUCACCUAGGCUUACCUAGACACUUUUUAGGCCACUUGGGCACAUCCUAACACACCUAGACACCUUUUAGGCUACUUAGGUACAUUCUAGUUCAUCUAGGCACAUCUUAGCUCAACCAGGCACUCCCUAGACCACCUAAGCUCACUUAAGCUCACCUAAGCUCACCUAAGCUCACUCGAGCUAACAUCAAAUUACUUAGUACUUGAGUUCAUGUUCAGCUCACUAGGUGGCACCUUAGCUCAUCUCAACUCAUUGAGUUGCACAUUAGCUUAACUCACUUGAUUUAGUUCACAUAGUUGCAUUUUACGAUUUUUUCUAGUUCACUUUAGUUUAGGUGCACUUUAUAAUAGUUAAUUUAGAUGCAUAUUUAGUUCACUCUAAUUUAGAUGCACUUUAGGAUAGUUCAUCUUAGUUGCACAUUAGUUCAUUCCAUUUAGGGACACUCUAAGUUAGUUUAGCUCAUUUCAGCUCAUUGAGUUGCACAUUAGCUUAUCUCACUUGAUUUAGUUCACUUAGUUGCAUUUUAGGAUUUUUUCUAGUUCACUUUAGUUUAUGUGCAUUUUGGGGUAGUUAAUUUAGAUGCAUAUUUAGUUCACUUUAGUUUAGAUGCACUUUAGGAUAGGUUCAUCUUAGUUUCACAUUAGUUCAUUCCAUUUAAGGACACUAAGUUAGUUUUUCUAGUUCUUGUUUAGGUAUUUUAUCUAGUCACUUUUUAGGAUUCCUUUUAGGUAUGUUUUAAGACAACAUUGCAUUUACCUUGUUUGGAUUUUUCCUGGAGAUUGAGUUUGUUUUUUUAAAAUGAAGGGGCCACAUUUGGAUGUAUUACAUAGCUACAUGGAGAGUUUUUGAAUAAGGAAAGAGUGGACUUGCAGCAUUGCCAUAUGGAAAACAGAAGAUUCAUGACAUGCAAGGAAUUUGUAGAAAAAAAAGGCUCUCAUGGUGAUGGACGGCAAAGAGAUAAGGAAAAGGUGGACUUGAGAGUCCACGGCCACAUGGUGAAUUUUGUUUUGAUAGGGAAAUUAGAGAUUUUGAAAAUCAAAGGGACCCAUUUAUGGAUAUACACUGGCUGCCACAUCUUUUGAGGAUUCACACGCACAUGAGGAUCUUUUGGGAAGUCCAUGGCUGCCCAUAAGGUAGGAGGAGGUAUCAUUCACUCAAUAUGGGAGGUUCAGAUUUAAGUGGAAAUAUUAGAAAGGACUCCCCAUGAGUGGUGCGGCUACCAUGGUAAAAAAAGAAGAAUACACUGUUAUAUUGACUUUUGGAUAUGAAAAGGAAUUUGAAGUUGAGUGGAGUCUUAUGGAAGGUGUGGCAUUGAUGUUUGGAUAUGGGAAGGAGACCUACACGACAAGGUUUAGUUUGAAAAAAGGAUUUACACACAUGAGACAGACUUGGAUGGAAAAAAGGGGAUUUAUUUUGAGAGAAAAUCUUAAUAAGGAAAUUUGACCCAGGAAACCUAAGGGAAGGAUAGAGAUCAUGGGAAAUUUUUUUCACGCACAUGGAAGAGGCAUUGGGAGUCCAUGGCAAGAGGAAUCUUGUUUUGGGAAGAGUCCUCAUUAAGGGAGGUAAGAUCAUGGCUUUAAGAAGGAAUCCGGGCUGCAUAUAGGGGGUGGGCAGAUCACGGCUGAAGGUAAGAGGAAAGGAGAUUUUUAUUUUUUUUAAAAAGGGGGCAAUGCGGCUUUUUGAAAAGGAGUAUGACCAGAUUUUUGAGGAGAGGAAACAUGGUUUUUUGAAGAGGAGCUUGGCCAGAUUUUUGAGGGGAGGCUACAUGACUUUUUGAAGAGAAGCAUGACCAGAUUUUUGUGGGGGGCAACACAGCUUUUUGAAGAGGAGCUUCACCAGAUUUUUGAGAGGACUCACAGCGGAUCUUCAAAGCAUCAUGGCUGAAGAAAAAUCAGAGAAUAUCAUGGCUGCAUCUUGAAAGGGAUUGAAGGUUUACACUGGGCUAAAAGCUUUGCAAACCCCUUGUGCUCCAGAGCCAUUUCCUACUCCAAUGGAUUCUGCUGGUGAUUCUAGUAAUUUGCCAACUGCUCUCUGAAAAGAAUGCUGAUUGGUGUAUGAAAGAAUCUGACUGGCACAAGAGAGAGGCUGAUUUACAUUUACAAGUACAACAACUUAUAGAGAGGACAACUUAUUUGGAGCGCUUGUCAAGUGAAAUGCAUGGCAGAGGGUCAGGAUUAGUUGCUGCAAGGGGACAUAACUUUGCUGAAAAUUUUGGCAGACGGGGUUCCUCUUGCAACUUUGUAUUACAGAAAGAGUUGCAGGUAGAUGGUGCGCGAUAUUUUGAUAUAGAUGCUUCUGGUGAAAUUUUGGUGAUCGCUAGAAGGCUUUCUGGGACGGGAGGAACACAUGUACUUACCAAAAUGAGCUUGAUAUCUCCACAUGAAAUUGAAGAUAUUCUACUUCCUUCUGGUACAAAAGCUGUUAAGGACUUGCGUGUUUCCCCUGCUAAGUGUAGACUUGCACUUUUGGCUUCACUGGGGAAGAAAUUAUCAGUUCUUAGUAUGGAAAGCAACAAUGUUAUUCUCACAUAUGAUUUGCCAACGGCUGCUUGGUCAUGUUCAUGGGAUCUGAACAGUUCGCAUUAUAUGUAUGCUGGAUUACAGAAUGGCAUGCUUAUGGUGUUUGAUAUGCGCCAAACUGCAAGGCCAAUGGCAGAAAUUAGUGGGCCCACAAGCAAUCCCAUUCAUACUAUACAAUCUGUUCUACACAACUCAACCCUCCCAUCAGGUGUUAGCACCCUUCUAUCUGCUUCUUCAGUUGGUUUGUGCCAGUGGAACUUUGGUGGAAGUGAAGAGAGGCCAUUUCUGGUUCCUGAAACUAAGAAUCACGGAGUUUGCAUAUCCCUUGCUCAUUGUCCGAGCAGUGAUAACAUUGUUUCUACUUUUCGUCCCAAAGUUGAGAUGUCUAAUGAGAUUGCUGUUUCUCAAUAUUCACUUACUCCAUCUGUUAUGGGGCAAGGGAUGCAGGGUUCCCAUGUUCUUCUCAAGAGAGUGGGUGGCAAUUGCUAUCAAAAGUUGGGAUCUUCAUGUGCAAAUGUAAAUGAUAUUCGCCUGCAGAGAUCUGCAAUUAUAGAUUUACAGAGCCACCACCCACUGUUUGUAUCUGGGGAUGAAAUAACACAUGAAUUAGUAUUGCAAGAAUUGCCAUCUUUAAGAGUUUCUCAACGCCUCAAGUCUCAGAAACAUCCUCUCCGUGAUGUUAAGUACUCACAUGAUCUAAGCCCAAGCUUGCUUUGUUGUUUAAGUGAGGACACCUUGCAGUUUUUUUCUGCCAAAUUUUCAUGAAAAAGGUAACUUCGUUUCGGUGGUGAUAUCCUUGCCUCACUUGCUUUGGUUCAUUCUUUUCAUCAAAUGGGUCAUGUUACCAAUCAUCUAGAAUGUUCACAUAUUUACAAAUUUUGUAGAUUAUGGCAUAUUGUAAUAGUUUCAAUAGGGGACCAGUUACAUUUUGAAAUUAUUUGUAGAGGUGAUGAAUGUAAAGUUUACUCCUUAUUUGGUAAGAAGUGCAUUUUGUUUUUUCUUUUGAGAAA
Vitis vinifera (wine grape) is the source of this 3551-nucleotide messenger RNA. RefSeq lists its product as uncharacterized. The record is from RefSeq and is a predicted model, not a curated record. Gene Ontology annotation, cellular component: nucleus. The transcript is spliced from 11 exons. Gene Ontology annotation, molecular function: ubiquitin protein ligase activity; protein binding. Bases 2077 to 3306 code for a protein of 409 amino acids. NCBI's taxonomy places the organism in Eukaryota, Viridiplantae, Streptophyta, Magnoliopsida, Vitales, Vitaceae. Gene Ontology annotation, biological process: interstrand cross-link repair; protein ubiquitination.